AUCGUAAAUCUAAUGCACGUAUAUCGAUAUACACGUAUUUCCUCUCAACCAGUGACCGCACCCAAUUCUCACUGCAGCAUUUUUACUUUUUCUGUAGUAGUCCUAAACUCCUGAUGUCCGCUUCUCCCUCUGGUUUCCGGGUAUCGAAAUUCGGAUCCUGCUUGAGCCGGCGGUUAUAGGCGGCCUUUAUCGCUUGAGUUUUCCGAAUCUAUUUAGGGGAGUCAGAUGGCCGCAGCUCAAUCUCUGUGUAAUAAUUCAGGUGGCUCCAAUUUUCGCUCUGGCCCACAAACCUCCUUCUUGUGAUGGAGACAUUCGUAGUAAUCAUCUCUCUGCGGAACACAUUUCCAUUUGCCUUCAUCGCUCGUCGUGGUCCCAGUGUUCACCACAUAGCAGGACAACAGGUCCUGCCAAAAAGGAAAACACUUGAGCAUAAUAUCAGCGCGAGAUCCAAGGCUGUACGGAGGGGGAGGGACAGGCAUACCCUACUAACACCUAUAAUCGACAGCGACAAUUAGCCUCUAAUCGUCACAAUGUGGGGUGGAACCACUGAUGAUCCCUUCCCUAGCGCAAGUAUCAACCUACCACCAUCGAGGCCAUACCCAGAAGCCAUAGUGGAACAGGAUUCGCGAUGAAGGAAGUGGCUCUUCAAAGUGGAGAAGAAGACUUCUUGAUGUCUGGAUGGAUUGAUCGGUCGGGUUAAACUGAUGAUGAUGUGGGGGAGUGAAGUUGGCUUGACGCUCUAGCCGAGCUGCAGGUUCUAAGCUUGGCGCUUCCUCCCGCCGUGGCGUCACAGGUCAUGCUUAACAUCGCAUCAGCCUUUCCCCAGCCUCUCUCGCUUUUGAUAAAGUCAACACCCUGACCGACCGCUACUAACUUCUCUCCUCCUCAACCACCACCCAAGCCACCUCUUCUCGCCCUUUUUUUUCUUUCUAUUUUGCUUCCUCCAACUCUCAUCCCCUCGCCUUCCAGAUAGGGUAACCUUAAAACGACCGAGACGAUCAUGAAGCUUUCUACCCUUCCUCUCGUAUCGUUGCUCGCGGUAUCCGUGUCCGCGGGCAGCCUAUUCCAACAGCUCGCUGGGAACCAAAUUUCGCCGGCGGGCGAGUCCAGCUCGAUUCCUGGAGAUAAUCCUCUGAGAUACUGCGAUGAGGACCAUUCCCAUGAUGUCCUUACCAUCGAGAAGGUCGACUUGGUCCCCAAUCCGCCCCUCCCGUAUGCUAUGCCUUUGCUUCCUCCUCCCCUAUCUCCCCCCCGGCGUCUAUCUGGUUGCUGACAAAAAAAAACUCAUAUCUAGUGGUCAACCACUUACUAUUAAGGCCGUUGGCGUGCUCAAAGACGUCGUUGAAAAGGGUGCCUACGUAGUGGUUUCUGUCAAAUAUGGCCUCAUUACAUUGGUCAAGGAGACACUGGAUCUCUGUGACCAUGUCAAUGAAGUCGACCUCGAGUGUCCGAUUGACCGGGGGAGGCUAAUACUAACCAAGGUGGUUGAUAUCCCCAAACAAAUUCCUCCCGUAAGUUUCUCCCUCCCAGACUUUACAAUGUACGCCCACUCUUACCGAUUCCCUCGCUAACAAUAAACAUCUUACUAGGGAAAAUACACUGUCAGAGCCGAUGCAGGUCUCGAAGAUAAUACGCCCCUGACCUGCCUGACUGGAACCAUCAUAUUUUCCCGUUAAAUUUCCACCUCUCUUACCCCGUUAUGAACAAUAAAUUCAAUAAAUGCCCAUUACGGAUGACCACACAAUCACCAAAGGAGGACGGGUUGGAUAAGGGACGGGUUCUCACGCCGAAUCUCAAUCAACAAGUUUUUUCUUAACAAUGCGGACAAAGGAUUAAUUUUGGGGAGGUUCUUGCUGUCUUGUUUCAUGCUAUGCUGUUCCGGCCGCUUCGCACUUUACCUCUGCCUGUCUGUUUUGUCUCGUGCUUUCUGCUCGCCUGUCUGUUUGUUUCUUUUUUGAUUAAAGCCUUGACGUUGUAGUCGUGCUCGUAAAUUCAAAUUGCUUCUACAAAACGGUGCAUCAAGACACCUACCAAUGUGUCCAUUUUGUUCCCCCCCCUUCCUUCUCUAUCAUGAACGAUUCCGAAAAGCGCCCUUUUCUGUGCACGAUGAGCCGGGUUAAAUUGGCCACGCCUGGUGAGGAGAAGAAGAUUACUACUUGUAUUCGUACUCGUACUGUCGAUUACCGGUGCCUGUACGGUACUCGUACAGUAAGCUACGGUAAUGCAAGAACGAUAACA
Molecule: messenger RNA, 2238 nt
Organism: Tuber aestivum (summer truffle)
Lineage: Eukaryota; Fungi; Ascomycota; Pezizomycetes; Pezizales; Tuberaceae
Source: the annotation of a GenBank genome assembly